Molecule: messenger RNA, 8054 nt
Organism: Monodelphis domestica (gray short-tailed opossum)
Lineage: Eukaryota; Metazoa; Chordata; Mammalia; Didelphimorphia; Didelphidae
Gene: NATD1
Product: N-acetyltransferase domain containing 1
Source: RefSeq, a predicted model, not a curated record
AGUCGACCAGCACGUGAAUUCACAGCUGAUUUCCUGGCUUUUUGUUGCUGCUGCUGCUGCUGCUGCUUCUGCUGCUUCUGCUUCUGGCUGCUGCUGCUGUUGCUGCUGCUGUUGCUGUUGCCGCCGCCGCCGCCGCCGCCGCCACCGCCGCCACCGCCGCCGCCUUAGUUGCCACCGCUGCCCGGGUGCUGUGUCAGUUUUAGAUCUAGCUCCUUCAGCCGGGGGAUCCCCGACUGACCCUCGCUUGUCCCUGCUCCCGAUUCACCGGGACAAGUCGAAGAGGGGCUGCACGCUGCCAGCGCCGCCCCCAAGCGGCAGGGGGGCUUCUUCCCCUCCAGCUCGGACUGACGACCCGCGCGGAACCAGAACCUACCUCCCCGAAUCCGACCCCCAUCAUGGCACACUCUGCCCAGCUGAACAUCUUGGAGCAGAACUGUCCCAUCCAGGUGGAGCACGAUCGGAAGAGGAGGCAGUUCACGGUCAAGCUGAAUGGUUGUCAUGACCGGGCUGUCCUGCUCUACGAGUAUGUAGGGAAGAGAAUUGUGGACCUACAGCACACAGAAGUCCCUGAUGCCUAUCGAGGGAGGGGAAUAGCCAAGCACUUAGCCAAGGCUGCCCUGGACUUUGUAGUGGAGGAGAAUCUGAAAGCCCACCUGACCUGCUGGUACAUUCAGAAGUAUGUCAAGGAAAACCCAUUGCCCCAGUACCUGGAACGUUUGCAGCCUUAAUCCCAGCCCGGCCGAGCCCCAGCGGCUCACUUCUCCAGUCUCCCUCUUUCUUUGCCUCACCAGCACUCUGUUCCUGACUGUUUGACGCGGCCUUUGCUUCCGUGUGGUCUCAGGAAACAUCUUCCCCACCAGGAACAGACUCAGAAUUAUUUUUCUAAGGACACUCGGGCACCUCCUGGGGAAGCUGCCCUUCCUCAUGCUGUGGGGACCAACUGGCCACCAUGGGGUUCUCUCCUAGGUCCUUCCUUUCUGACCCUCCCGACUCUCUACCACAUCCUCAUGAGGGGCCAUUGAAAUGAGGGAGAGGUAACGUUCCUGUCGGGAUCGUGUUGUCUCCUUGUCCUGCCCGGAGAGGUACCCGGAGGAAGGAUUCGGGGCAGUGGUUUGGUUUGGCUUGGUUUGGGUUUUUUCCUCACCAUCCUUCAUCGCCUCCUGGGCCUUACUUAAGGACCUCACUUCCUUCCCUUUUGAGGUCUGGAAGCAAAAUGUUUGUCAACCACUGGAUUUUUGCCAGGGCGAGGGAGCCCAGUUGAGCCCUCCUUGCUGUACCUUCUCUAUGUUGUUGCAAAGGAAAACAGGGCAGAAGAUGGGAGGGCAGGGGAAGGAGUCCAAGGGAGAGAGACGGUGCUCUUCCUUCCCAGCCCUCAGGAAUAAAGGUCACCAGUGGUCAAAGGAAUACACCAGGAAUGGACUCAUCAAAGCAGGUUCUGGCCCACAUGUUGUCAGUGGGAGGAGGAGGACUUGGAUAUCUUACUGGCAUACACCAAUAAGCCACAGGAAUCAGGUGCACACCUUCAAUAAGCAGAGACCUUGGGCUUCACGUUAUACUGCUGUUAUUUGAUGAACUCAAGCCCAACAUGGUGGGUAUGAUGUGGGGAAAGGAGAUGAAGAGCAGAAUAGGAAGGGAAUAUUUCUGUGGCCAUCUUUAGAGCCAGCCUGGACCAGGCUUCCCAACCCCCACCAUGGGAGAGAAGCACAGGGCAGGAAGUUAACUUGACUCUGUCUUUAAAUUGAAGGACAAUUCUUGAUCCACUCUCUUCCAUAUUCAUUUGACUCCACAUGUUUUCCCCCCUUCAAAUAUGAUGGCUUGAAUCUAGGAGCAAUAAGCAGCACUAGUGAUUGGAGGGACCCUCUCCAUUGGCCUUGGUGCUCCAAAUCCCAGCUGCCACCCUUAUCCCCUAUUCCCUUUACAUUUCCCUUUUCUAGCCAUCUCAGAGACCAAAAGUGGGUGAAGCACAAGAGGCCAUUUCUCUUUCCAGGAUGAUGUAUGGGGUUUAUUUGAUAAAGGAAGAGAGGAAGGAAGGAAGGAAGGAAGGAAGGAAGGAAGAAAGAAAGGAAGGAAGGAAGAAAGAAAGAAAGAAAGAAAGAAAGAAAGAAAGAAAGAAAGAAAGAAAGAAAGAAAGAAAGAAAGAAAGAAAGAAAGAAAGAAAGAAAGAAAGAAAGAAAGAAAGAAAGAAAGAAAGAGUAGAUUGUGUUGGCUAAAGUCUAAGACUCUAUCCUGCAUUGUCAGACAAAUACAUGAUGCACCUAUGUGCACAAUCAUCCUAUAUCCUAAGCUCUGUCAAACUUCAGGGUUUGAUAGGAGUGCAUCUAAGCAGAUUGGGUGUAUGCUUCAAAGGAUCAUCACUUGUAUAGCCAGGGAUGAAGGAAGCAUUUUCCAUUCUAUGUGGUUGAUCUUGGGGUAAGACCUUAUAGUCUCUUUGUAUACUUUCCUUCCACCUUGUCCUAAAAUAAUCCCUGCUCCCUGCUCUUUCCCUUAUUAAGAGUACUGCUGCUGAGCAGUUGACAUCUACCCAUCUGCUACAAUUUCUCCUUAGCCAAUGUGGCAGCAGACUGUUGGUAUCACCUAACCUAGGACUAAGCAACCAGUUCUUUCUGAGAGACCAAACCCAGCAUCUUUGUGAGCCCUGCCCUUUGCAGAGCAUUAUCCUGCCCAAUUAAAAGAUGGGCCUUAGGACAGGAUGUUGUCCUGAUGAUUUGGAAAUAGUUGAGUGAAGAUGGGAGAAGGGAACAAUGUCAGAACCCAACUCCCACAUUAGAAUAUCACUCCCAAAUUUCCUUUGUCGUGAGACAUCAAUAAUCUGUGUUAAUGGACAGAACUGGGCUUCUGUCUGUCCUUCCACAGCCCCAGGCAGGUUAUUCAUUUAACAGUAUUUCUUGUCAGAAAAAGGAAUGGCCAACUCAUUCCAUUCCCCAACCUUGGUCAGAGUAGCACUCACAGAGAUCAAGUCUUCCCAUUUUAAACUCUUCUUUCUCCUCCCACACUUCUUUCUGGCUCAGUAUUAUAUCUUUGCCUUUUUCCUGGUUUGGGGCAGAAGAGGCAACUACAUCAGGAAAAAUACUGAUACGGAUGUGGUGGGAGAAUGGUGCUUACUUCUGUGAGAGACUCUCUCUCCUUGCACUAUCCAGUGAGGAAUUGUUCAGGAGCAUCUCCCAGAGGAAGGACCGUGGGGGCUUCAAGCUCUAGCUAAGUGAUUUAUUCUUCCAAAUGACAACUGAAACCAGACUUCUGACUCCCCAAGAUAAAGAGGAUGAUAGGCCUGGAUGAGAUGCCUACUAGUUCUUAUGCUAUCAAAAUGAGAUUUCUUGUGGGUAUUGAAUCCCCCGUGUGUAAGGAAAGAAGCCCAAGGUUGGCCUCUGUGCAGCUCUGUAUUAGUGAUUGGCAGGAUAUUUAUUGCCCUAAUGCAGAGUACUGGGAAGUUGGGGGAGGAGGAAAGAAGAGGCCAAGGAAAGGAUGCGUGAUGAUUUUUGUUUUAACAAGAGUCACUCACCCUCAUUGUGCCCUGAUUUAGUGGCUUAGGUCAGAAGAGGAGGUGCUAUGGUGGGGUGAGGGGAGCGCACAGACUGAGCCUUAGUGUUCAUGCUUCCUUCCUUUGUUUGGUCUGUGUUUAAAUUAAAAGGCAGGACUUUAGAGUCAUAUUUUCCAUUUGCCAAGGCACUGCCUUCGUUAGUCCUGGCAUUGCAGGGCCUCCUUCUUGACCUACAGAAAUUGCCCCCUCCUUCAGGGCCCGUAAAAGGAGACUCUGGAACCCAGUGGCCCUGGGGCUCAUCGGCUGUACAUGUUCAGUCCUAGGCUGGUGACAAAAACUGAGGUUUCCCCAAAGUAUAUCUACCAGGCUGCAACUGGUUAUAAGGGGGGGACAGCAGGCUUUGUGGCAAGGGUGCCAUAUUCCUAGCUGCUGCCCUUUCUUGUAUGUCUUUCUGUGGAAGAGCUCAUUCCAGGGCACAUCCUCCUCCUUGUCCCUUGCCUUCUAGGAAGUUGCAAGGAAGAAGCUACAGGGACACUCUACCCCUCUCUUACCCAGGUCUCCCCUCCACAUACCUCUGCAGGUCAUGAUAUGGCACUGCCUUUGGUGAGACAGACCUAGGACUGCCAGUGGGGUAUCCCUGAUUCUUCCUGUACAGGUUAGAGCCAGUUAGGGAAGACCAGAAAGCCCCUGGAAUUUUAAGUUGUGUUUAAAAGCUUUGAGUUGAUCAGGGAAGAAAGAGAGUGGUGCCGAGAGAGACUGAUUAAUUGGAAGCAGAGUUGAUUGCUGGGAUGUCUUCCUUUUCUCCCCCAUGCAAACACAAACACAUGUAUACUCACUCUCUCUCCUCUCCUUCUUCCUCUCUCUCUCUCUCUCUCUCUCUGUCUCUCUCUGUCUCUCUGACUCUGUCUCUGUCUGUCUCUCUGUCUGUCUCUGUCUCUCUCUCUCUGUCUCUGUCUCUGUGUCUGUCUCUCUCUCUGUUUCUCUCUGUCUGUCUGUCUCUGUCUCUCUCUCUUUGUCUCUCUCUCUCUGUCUCUGUCUCUCUCUGUGUCUGUCUCUCUCUCUGUCUGACUCUGUCUCUCUCUGUCUGUCUCUCUCUGUCUGACUCUAUCUCUGUCUCUCUGUCUCUCUUUGUCUCUCUGUCUCUGUCUCUCUGUCUCUGUCUCUGUCUCUGUCUCUGUCUCUCUCUCUCUCUCUCUCUCUCUCUCUCUCUCUGUCUCUCUGUCUGACUCUGACUCUGUCUCUGUCUCUGUCUCUCUGUCUCUCUCUGUCUCUGUCUCUCUCUGUCUCUCUGUCUCUCUCUGUCUCUCUUUCUCCCACCUCUCUCAAAUACAGUUUACAGAAAUGGUGCUUUCCAGGCUCAGGGUGGGAGGGAGUGUUGGGUUCAAGGCCCUUCAUUCCCUCCACUCUCACCGGCGCCUAGUGGGUAGCAGCCUCAGACAUGUUAAGCCAAUUUAAGAAGGAAGCAGCUUCCCCAGGAAUCUCCCUGGCAGCAAGACCUAGGGGGAAAUGGUGGUCAAGCAGGUACAUGUUCUUCCUCUCUUUCCUUUUUUCAACAGCUUCAUAGAACACCUUCCCCAAGCCCCCUCUUCACUCUCCCUUCCAAUUUUGUCGUCUGUGAUAAUGGGUAGCAGCAUACAAACUGUUCUUCCUCUCCAUGACAAAUCAGAGGGAGAGGUGAUUCUUCACCCCUCUCAGGGAGCUGGGGGGAUAUGAACUAGCACAAGAAAUUGGGGUAGCUACCUGCAAGACUUUGUCCUGAGUAUCCACUCCACCUCCCCUUACUCUGACAAUGGCUGCAAGCUGGUCCAGAGUCCCAGAACAAUGAGAUCAUUUGAGUUGGCAAAGCUGAGGGAAUAGGCUGAGGUUUGCCACACAUCUUUGCAUUUAAUCCCUGUUCUUUGAUAACUUAAACCUAAGCUGACACCCUGUGCUCCAACAGUGACUGUCCAAGGAUGCUUUUUUUUUUUUUGAAUGUGGACACAAUUGGGUACAGCUGGGUGACUCAGUGGAUUGAGAGCCAAACCUGGAGACAGGAGAUUCUGGCUUCAAAUCUGACCUCAGACACUUCCUAGCUGUGUGACCCUGGGCAAGUCACUUAACUCACAUUGCCUUUCCCUUACUGCUCUUCUGCCUUUGAUUCAAUACUUAGUUUUGAUUCAAAGACAGAAGGGAAGGAUUAUUUGUUUGUUUUUUGAUAGAGAAAAAAAAAACCCAACCCUUCUACUUGAAUAGACAUGAGGGUAGUUCUAUCUGACACCCACAAGGGCUAGGUCUUCUUGAGUCACUUGGGUCCCCAGCCUGCCAAAUACUGGCAGGCACCUCUAGGAUUUUGUCUUCAUAGAUGAGUUUUGCCUUGAAUGUCUGCUGAUGAAACCUUCAGCUUUCCUAGUACUCAUUUUCAAGGAGGGCUCCCUGCCUUAAAGCAAAUCUGGAGUAUUCCUGGCAUGGUGGGCUCCUGCCCAGCAUUUCUAUGACCAUCUUGUGCCAAGAGGAAGCUUACAAUGGAGCUAGUGCCCAACCUGUGUGCUACCACCUUUCAAGGGGUGCAUUCAAGGAUGAUUCUUCCCAUAGGUUUUGAUUUUGCAAAUGUCUGCAGGACAGCUGCUUGCACUUCUUCAGCCCUCCCCUUCCUUUCUUAACAGUCAGGUAUGGAGAAUUAGAUCCAAUUUCUCUAAGAGCAAAGGGAGGCAAAGAAGACUAAACCAUAAAAUCAGUCGUGGGCCUAGGGUUCAUUUCCUUGUCUCUCCAGCCCUUCUGUAGCUACUCACUCCGUUCUGGGGUGUCGUUUUCCUUUCAAACUGGAGUGGCUGCCUUGAAGGGAAAGUGGGGAGCGGGAAUGGCUGACUCACACUCAUCUCAGGAGCCACUGGAUCAUGUUUAUUUGAGAUAUUUCUCCAAGGAUUAUUUCCUCUUCCUCAAAUAAACUCAUCUCUAAUAAGUACGUAGCUACAGGCCCCCAGUCUCUUUAUGCUGGCAAAAUCCAAAUUGAGUUGGUAAACCUCUGUGAUUUAGCUGGCUUCCGAGUCUGGCCCCCUUCCUCCUAGGCUUCUACUAUGCAUUCAAAUAAAGCAGAACUAACAUUUGACAAGUGGCAGGUUUUAAUAUACUUUUAAGGGCACAGUUUUAAAAGUACCACUUAGAGAGAUGACUCUUAACACAGACUGCUUAGUCUGUAGCAAAGAGGGGCUCUUCCUUGCCCCAUCUCUCCCCAUCCUCCAUCAAGAAGCAUUAAGCGCUUACACUCUGCAAAUAGGCACAAGGAGUGGAUGAAGGCAGAUAAGGAAGACUUGGGGCUAUCUCGCUCAUCACUCACAACCCCCACAUCCCACCUGCUGCCCCCCACCAAGUGGUUCCUGUCCAGCGGGGUACGGCAGCCCCCAGGAUUGUGGGAGGGCGUAGCAAUCCUCGUAGCCCACUCGGGCUGUCCAGGGCUGGCUCCUGUACUGGAAUGUAGCAUGAAGAUUCCCAGCUUGCCUCACCUUCUAGGAGCCAUGAACCCUUCACUCUCCCCAGCCAGUGAGAAUAGGAAGAGGCCCCAGUCUAGAUCCAAAGCUCUGGUGUUCAAAGGAACGUGUUGGCCUCCAGAAGGAAAUUAAUUGCUUCAAGCACACAGAAUCAUUCUUGAUGUAGAACUUCUUUUUGCUAAAGUCAUUGUCACCUUCCGGGGCCAGAGACCAACAGCAACUCUUCCCUAAGCUCUGAGGUUUCUGAAAGGGGAGGCUGGCCCCCCUGAAAAGGGCACCCCCAGCAAACACCCACAAAUCUUCCUGCCUGAGUCCUUCCCCCCCUUUACAUUUAGGUCAACAGAUAGAAGGUGAAAUUGGGGGAAAGAUGUUUUCUAGGCAAAGACUACGCACAGGAGACAUGGAAGAAUGUCAUGUUCCCACGCUUCCUGGGGUACCUGGACCUCCUCAGUCUGCUUCCUUCCCCUUAGCCCACUUGGGAGCCCAAUGUAGGCGAACCUACCUUACCUCACAAACCCUAGUUAGUGACUAUUGCUGGAAAUCCUCACCACCCUCUCUCUCCCUUUGUGGCUGCCCCUUGGGGCUCUGGCUAAAGCUUGCAAAUCUUCGGUGCUGAAUUCUUUUCUGCCUUUUCUACUGCCAGCAUUUACCCUUCUCGACUUGUCCUUAGAGUCCUGGAAAGGCCCAGGGGGAAGGGUUGGAGUUGAGCUUCCAAAAUACUUGGACACAUUCUUCAUUGGUUUUAGGUGGAAGGUCAGGUAAGGUCAGGCUCCCUUUAUGUCAGGGAUCAAAGCUGACUUAGCUCAGAAUGAGAUGAAAGGGGAAAAUUAUAGGGGAGAAAACAAAGGUUACCCCCUAAAGUUUUUUUCCAAGACAAACUCACUUGAAAUUUUUUUUUUUUAGUGUCUCAACCUGGUGUGUUUCCCUUUGUGCCCUGGUUUCUUUUGUUCUGUUGAAUUAAGUGGUCAAUCAUGUGCCUUUCCUACUCAGGACCUGUGACCCAUGACCUUUUGGCUAUGACUGGUUCUUUUGCCCUCCCUCUUUGUCAUUAUUAAAAGUUAUAAGCGUUAUUGCAUGAAUACAAUUUAAUAAAAAGGUGUGAUUUAAUUGUG